GGUGUCCAGCUACUCAUGGCCCAGGCAACUGCGUUGUAUAUAAGGCUGGCAUACCUGACUCGAGUCACCAGUCCAAGCCACCCCUUCAGGCCCACAGCAAUCAGAAGUCUGAAAACCACAUCGCCAACCGGGUAGCCAUGUCGUCCACCAUCAACGUAUCGCAAGAUGCCAUCCUGGAUUUCCUCCGCAAAGUCGACGUUGACUUCCCGCAGUACACUCGAGACCCCGAGCUCGAGCGGCGGGUAAAGGAGAUCGUCAAGCAUUGGGGCGACGAGCAAGCGUUGCGGCCUUAUGUGGUCACGGCUCUUAUCCUCACCAUCACGGCCUACGCCCACGUCUCUGACUUGGAGACGAGGCUGCUCAUCACCCUCUUCACCACGCUGAUCAUCGCCAUGGACGAUCCAGUCGUUUUCAACGGACUUACGCCCGUCGAUUUCCACCGCAAGAUGUGCACCGGAGUCGUCCAGCAGGAGCACGGCAUGCUCAGCGAGCUCACCAAGGUCCUGCAGGGAAUGUGGGACCACUAUCCCAGCUUCUCCGCCAACACCAUCUACGCGUCGGCGCUCCGAUUUGUGAACGCGUCUGUCAUGGAGAACGAGUGGCGUGGCGAAGCGUACAAUCUCGAGGCGCGUCCGUUCGUGGAAUACAAGCGCAGCAUGACGGCCACCACCGAGGCGUAUGCAUGUUUCAUCUGGCCGCGAGCUCAAUUUCCGGAUUACCGAGUCUACGUACGGGCGAUACCAGACACGAUGCUGUAUGUGAGCUACGUCAACGACAUUCUCUCCUUUUACAAAGAGGAGCUUGCGGGCGAGAAAGACAACUACAUCCACGAGCGAGCAUUGUCUACUGGAUCUUCGGUGUCGGACGCUCUUCAGAGCGUCAUUGACGACCUCAUGGUGGCUGUAAAGCGUGUUCGCAGCGUUCUCGGAAACGGAGAAGCCAGGGCGGCUUGGGAGAACUUCGCAGCUGGGUACAUCAGAGUGCACACCGACAAUCCGCGGUAUCGCUUGAAGGACAUCCUGGGUGGUGAAUAUAUUAUUGAUCUGACGAGCUAUUGAUUAUUGCCUUAUUACAUUAUAUGUAUUGGUCUCCUCAGAAUGUAGAUGUGAACUUAUCAGUA
Messenger RNA from Rhodofomes roseus, 1120 nucleotides. RefSeq names its product isoprenoid synthase domain-containing protein. Bases 138 to 1058 code for a protein of 306 amino acids. NCBI's taxonomy places the organism in Eukaryota, Fungi, Basidiomycota, Agaricomycetes, Polyporales, Fomitopsidaceae. The transcript has 4 exons. The record is from RefSeq and is a predicted model, not a curated record. Gene Ontology annotation, molecular function: carbon-oxygen lyase activity, acting on phosphates.